Molecule: messenger RNA, 9527 nt
Organism: Mya arenaria
Lineage: Eukaryota; Metazoa; Mollusca; Bivalvia; Myida; Myidae
Product: talin rod domain-containing protein 1-like
Exons: 6
Coding region: 226-1446 (406 amino acids)
Molecular function (GO): actin binding
Source: RefSeq, a predicted model, not a curated record
CCCGACUUUGACAGGUGUAGAACUUACAGCAAACAUUUUGUAAAUAAGAACUCAUCUCCAAGUCGAUCAAGUUGAGAUAUACUCAUCUACUCCAAAUCGUUUGUAGAAGGGUUAUGUGCAGGUGGUAUGUUGAGGGAUGUUGUGCUGCCGUGAUGACAGGCUGGAGUACAACACAAAUCUGCUGAUAUCCCCCUACUACAAAAGCCAACAUAAGGCGGGUGCCGGAUGAAGUCGGGUAUGUCUUCUCAUCAUGCCCAUGCAGUGGCUCGCCACUGUGAACACACACAGAACAAAAUACACACAGUGGCUGAGCUGCUGCUGUUGUCUAGCCAGUUCCGACCAAUCAGAACAGAAAACACAAGUACGGUGGAGAUGUGUUUGGGGUCAGCACAGGAACAGAUCAACUCCUCGCUGACCAUUAUCCUGGAGAUAGUGGCAGACCUUGCAAGGCUUGUGGCUGACCUGAAUGCUCGAUGGAAGGUUGUGUGUGACAUGUUGUACAGACUGGGCGACGCAGUCACAGUUCUGGUCGAGCUUGUGUAUUUCGUUAUGUAUGAAAAGUUGGAGCCGGCGGUAGACUUGAGUACAGCAUUGAUUGAUAAGUACUGCACAUCAUACGCAGGCCUAGAGAUCAAACUAAGCUGCGUGCAGUUGAAGCGGGCAAGACUGGAUGAGCUUAACGCCACAUUUAUAAUGGACAUCUGUUCAAAUAUUUCGAAGUACAUCUCUGUGCUGACUGAGCAGUGUCGGGGAGCCAGUGAGGCGGGGCCAGACACAGGCACCAGGGACCAGUUCAAACUGGCAAUAAAGAGUGUGACAUGUGCAGCCGGGGGCCUUAUAGCAAGCAUUAAAGCGUACAAGAAUGACCGCUCACCCCGACACCACACACGUGUAGUCACUUUUUGCGAACCCGUACUGGCAGCAAGCUGUGCCCUGGUAAGCCUGGCAACAGAAGAGGAGUUUGUGGGUGAGGGGAGAGAACUAACUCCUGAGGAGAAGGAUGUACAGAAGGCUGUGUUUGGUCCGUGUAUGAACCUUGUGUCUGGGUGUGUACAGCUGUGCAAAUCCCUACGAGACUUCACCUACGACACAGGUAAUUCUCACUACACACACAAGGUGCGGUCAUGUCACUCAUGUGUCCUCAAAUCCAGCAACCAUCUCAAACACGAACUCCAGAAACGUUUUAAAAUGGAUUUUCAAGUGAAAGGCUUAAGUCCAUUAAAGGGGGAGAACUUCAUAAAAAAUGGUGACUCCUCAGACAGUCCCCGAGAGUUGAUCCACUUUGGGAGAAGAUCGCCUAUACCAAGUAGAGUGGAGGAUGAUGGGAAAGAUGGUGGUGAAGGGCCACAUGACCAGUCUCCUUCAUCAACCCUUGCACCGUCUGACAUCACCACGACAACCCUCACUGCCUCGGAUAUCACCACAUCAAGUGUAGUCUCCAGAUAGAUUGGGAAUGGUCAUUACACUUCCCUUGAAGAUAAAAAGUUGUCACAACAUUUCUGUAAAUUCAACUUGAGUGCUCUGUAUUUUCCAGUAUUGUGCAAUACAACACAUUAUAACUAGGGAUUCAUAAAACAUGCAAGUUCAAACUCUCAUUCUGUUCUGUUUGUUUUAAGGGCCAUGACCAUAUUUAAAGCAAUGAAUCUCUAGUCUUCUUCAUUAUGGCGUUUAUUAAAAUAUUUAUUUCUGUCUCAGGCAUAUAAAAGAGAUGUUACUACAUGUAAUGUCUAUCAUCAGAAUGUAGUAUUUCUAUCAAUAUUGAAUAUAAUAUGUUUUGAGACUCAAAGACUAAGAACAAUAUGAUUAAGUGUUUAAUGCAUAGAAGUGUAUGGAAGGAAUAUAUUACAUGUCACCUUUGUUUUCUGGAAGUGUAUGGAAGGAAUAGAUUACAUGUCACCUUUGUUUUCUGGAAGUGUAUGGAAGGAAUAGAUUACAUGUCACCUUUGUUUUCUGGAAGUGUAUGGAAGGAAUAGAUUACAUGUCACCUUUGUUUUCUGGAAGUGUAUGGAAGGAAUAAAUCACAAGUCACCUUUGUUUUCUGUGUUCUGUUGAAAUUGUCUGAAACUUAAUUCUCAUAAGCUUUCAUUUUCUUGACUUGAGCAGAACAUAUUCCCCAAAACUUUGAACAAAGAAACAACAGUUAUGACAUUUUUAGAACUAGAUCAUAUGCUAUUGCAACAAUAUUCAUGUAGAUGUGGACUUUUGAUGUUUUAUUAUGUAAAAGGUGAAUAUUUAAAAAUAUGUAUUGUUUGUAUCAUCUUGGAGUUUGUACAUGAUUAUUCUAUAACAUACAGAUUGAAAGCUGGAUGAAUGGUAUUAACUUGUGUAAAUGAAUAGCUUCUUGUUAUCUCACUGUGUUUUGGAUGAUAUAUCUGUAGUUGUUUGUUUAACCUUGGCUUGUUGAAUCUCAUUAGCUCGACUAUUCGAAGAAUAAGGAGGGCUAUACUACUCGCCCCAGCGUCGGCGCCCGCUUAAAGUUUUAGGGCGAGUUGGGAUUUUAACUUAUAAGUCCAAUACCGUUCAUUCAAUUGACUUAAUACUUCACACAGUUGUUCAGAGCCAUCACAUAAUGAGGUUAGAUAACUCCAUAUUAUCUUUUAUAAAAAUUAUGGCCCCUGAUUGACUAUGGACUUUAGGUUAAAGUUUUAAGGUAGGUUGAGAUAUUUAUUAAUAACUUCUAUACCCUUCAUUCAAUUGACUCAAUACUUCACACAAUUGUUUAGGACCAUCACACAAUGAGGUUACAUAACUUAUUAUAUUAUCCUUAAUACAAGUUAUGGCCCCUGAUUGACUUAGGUUAAAGUUUUAGGGCAAGUUAAAGUUUAGGGCAUGUUGGGAUUUUAAUAAAAAAAACUUCUAUACCUUUCAUUCAAUGCACUUAAUAAAAUGCAACAAGAAACAUAACUCCACUUUAACCCUAAAUACAAAUUAUGGCCCUUGAAUAUUUUUUUAUUUUUAUUUUUUUAACUUUAUUUUUAUUUCUUUUGAAGGGCACAUUUUUAGCUCACCAGAGCACGAAGUGCUUAAGGUGAGCUGUUGUGAUCGGUCUUUGUCCGAAACCAGUCCGUCCGUCCGUCCCUCCGUCAACAAUUGCUUAACAAACAACUCCUCUGAAACUACUUGGCCAAAUUCAAUGAAACUUCACAGGAAGCUUCCAUGGGUGACCCUCUACAAAAAUACAACAAGGGAUCAUGAUUGAUCAACAGCAACAACAACAAAAUGGCUGUCUUCCUGUUUUGCUUUAAAAAACAUCUCCUCUGAAACUACCAGUCCAAAUUCAAUUUAACUUUACAGGAAGCUUCCUUGGGUGACCCUCUACAAAAAACAACAAGGGGUCAUGAUUGAUCAACAACAUAGACAAAAUGGCCAAAAUGUUAAAAUCUGAUAGUUAUGUAAAGGUUACUCUUGAAGCAAGGGCAGCAAGUCUUGCUAUAUGGUCUCCCUUUUUGUUGGAGAUUCCACUACUUUCUAUUUUUAGUAACAAGGGAAUAGAUUUUAAAUUUUAUUAAGUCUUCAACAUAGUCACUUCUAAGGUAAUUAUUAUUAUUUUUUUAGGUUCAUAGAUUCAAAUUAUUAUUAUACACUUUAUUCUUUAGAAGAAAUUUCAUUUUCACUUAAUGAUAAAUUUAAUGAUCAGACUUUUCGAUUGAACUUCAUGUAGAUUAUCGUAAACUUCAUGUAGAUUAUUCUAAGCUACAAUCUUAUCUUCAGUGUGGAUAGUGAAUAAGCCUUAAUGAAUAUAAAGAAAAAAAUGAUUUGGAACAUUUUAAGGAAGAUGAUGUUGACCUAGAUGGAAGAAGCGAUAAUAUUAGUGGAAGGUGCUGAAUGUGUUCUGAUAUUUGAUUUUUAGAGUUUAAGGCAGUUAAAGGCACUGUUUGUUGUUUGUGUAUCUCUUUACUGAAAGUUAUUUCAGUGUGCAAGCAAUUUAACAUAGUUUUGUCAGUGUGCAGGCAAUUGAAUGAAGUCCUGUCAGUGUGCAGGCAAUUGAACAAAGUCAGUGUGCAGGCAACUAAUAAAAAGUUCUCUCAGUGUGCAGGUAUCUGUACCAAGUGCUGUCAGUGUGCAGUCAAUUAUCAAGUCCUGUCAGUGUGCAGGCAACUGAACAAAAUCCUGUCAGUGUGCAGUCAAUCACCAAGUCCUGUCAGAGUGCAGGAUACUGUGACAAGUCCUGUCAGUGUGCAGGCAACUGUGACAAGUCAUGUUAGUGAUUAUCCAGGCAACAUGUUUGACCAGUAUGUUUUUCAAUAUUCUUUAAGAACAAAUAUCAAGCUAUAUGGAUUACAAAGGUUAAACUCUUUUACUUAGGUGAGCGAUUUAAGGCCAUCUUGGCCCUCUUGUUAUAUUCUUAAGCACAUUUUCAUAAAGGGAAAACAAGUUAUUUGAAUGACUUGCGUUAUUGUUCGGGCGGGCUGGUGGGAGGGCAGCAUCAAAGUCACAUUAUGUAUCGAAUAAUUUUAGCUAGGUUUGACAUAUUAUAAGAGACCAAACUUGGUAUAUAGAAAAAGUUUAUGGAGACCUUUUAUGGGAAUGCGUUUGAGGCCCCUACGAUCAAGGUCAAGGUUACUAUUAAUAGAAAAAGGGUUGGUUUUGAAUAACUUAAGUAAGGGUCUACAUGUUGUGACCAAACUUGGUAUAUAGGAAAAGUUUAUAGAGACCUUUUCUGAGAUUGUGUUUUGGGCCCCGAGAGCUAUGUUCUAGGUCAAGGUCACUGUUGCUAAAAAAAGAAAUAUGGUUAGUACUGAUUAACUUAAGUAAGGGUUGACAUAUGUGACCAAACUUAGUAUAUAGGACAAGUAGAUGAUAUGCAGAGCUUUCAUGGAUUCCCUAGGGUCAAGGUCACUGUUACUAAAAAUAGAUUACUGUUUCAGUUAUGAUUGACAUACUGUGACCAAACUUUUUAUGUAGGAAGAGUUUAUGGAGGAUUUUCAUUGGAUUGCGUUUGGGGCCCUUAGGAUCAAGGUCACUGUUACAAAAAAUAGAAGAAAGCAGUUGAAACUGAAUCUCUUCUGCCAAUAAUUAAAAACCGGAUUUUGUCACAUGGCAAUUCUUGUUCACUUUUUAAUUUGAUUGUUUUAUUGCUUUUGACAGGCACAUAUUACAUCGUUAUUGUAUUCACUUUUAAGUCAAAGCAGCGUAGUCGAGCACACUGUCUUACGACAGCUCUUGUUUAAACAUAUGUUCACUUUAAUUGUUCUACAUUAUAUUUUAUAGUAAUAUGUUAUAAUGUGUUUCGUUGCUGUUGUACUAAAUUACUUGAUACCUUUAACAUGUUGGUGCUCUCACAUUUGAUAGUUUCCAAACUCUCUUUCAUUGAAUAGUUUCCAAACUCUCUUACAUUGGCUAGUCACCAACUAUUUGUGCCAAACUCUCUCACAUUGGCUAGUCACCAGACUUUCUUACAUUGGCUAGUCACCAGACUCUCUUACAUUGGCUAGUCUCCAGGCCCUCUUACAUUGGCUAGUCGCAAGACUAUCUAACAUUGGCUAGUCUCCAGACCCUAUUACAUUGGCUAGUCGGCAGACUCUCUAACAUUGGCUAGUCUCCAGACUCUCUUACAUUGGCUAGUCUCCAGACUCUCUUACAUUGGCUAGUCACCAGACUCUCUUACAUUGGCUAGUCACCAGACUCUCUUACAUUGGCUAGUCACCAGACUCUCUUACAUUGGCUAGUCACCAGACUCUCUUACAUUGGCUAGUCACCAGACACUCUCACAUUGGAUAGUCUCCAGACUCUCUUACAUUGGAUAGUCUCCAGACUCUCUCACAUUGGCACGUCUCCAGACACUCUCACAUUGGCUAGUAACCAGACUCUCUUACAUUGGCUAGUCUCCAGACCCUCUUACAUUGGCUAGUCUCCAGACUCUCUUACAUUGGCUAGUCUCCAGACCCUCUUACAUUGGCUAGUUUCCAGACUCUCUUACAUUGGUUAGUCACCAGACUCUCUUACAUUGGUUAGUCUCCAGACUCUCUUACACUGGCUAGUCUCCAGACCCUCUUACAUUGGCUAGUCACCAGACUCUCUUACAUUGGCUAGUCACCAGACUCUCUUACAUUGGCUAGUCACCAGACUCUCUUACAUUGGCUAGUCACCAGACUCUCUUACAUUGGCUAGUCACCAGACUCUCUCACAUUGGCUAGUCACCAGACUCUCUCACAUUGGAUAGUCUCCAGACUCUCUCACAUUGGAUAGUCUCCAGACUCUCUCACAUUGGCACGUCUCCAGACUCUCUCACAUUGGCUAGUAACCAGACUCUCUUCCAUUGGCUAGUCUCCAGACCCUCUUACAUUGGCUAGUCUCUAGACUCUCUUACAUUGGCUAGUCUCCAGACCCUCUUACAUUGGCUAGUCUCCAGACUCUCUUACAUUGGUUAGUCACCAGACUCUCUUACAUUGGUUAGUCUCCAGACUCUCUUACAUUGGCUAGUCUCCAGACCCUCUUACAUUGGCUAGUCUCCAGACUCUCUCACAUUGGCUAGUCUUCAGACCCGCUUACAUUGGCUAGUCUCCAGACUCUCUUACAUUGGCUAGUCUCCAGACUCUCUCACAUUGGUUAGUCUCCAGACCCUCUCACAUUGGCUAGUCUUCAGACCCUCUUACAUUGGCUAGUCUCCAGACUCUCUUACAUUGGCUAGUCACCAGACUCUCUUACAUUGGCUAGUUACCAGACUCUCUCACAUUGGCUAGUCUCCAGACUCUCUUACAUUGGCUAGUCUCCAGACUCUCUCACAUUGGCUAGUCUCCAGACUCUCUUACAUUGGCUAGUCUCCAGACUGUCUUACAUUGGCUAGUCUCCAGACUCUCUCACAUUGGCUAGUCUCCAGACUCUCUUACAUUGGCUAGUCUCCAGACUGUCUCACAUUGGCUAGUCUCCAGACUCCCUCACAUUGGCUAGUCUCCAGACUCUCUCACAUUGGCUAGUCUUCAGACUGUCUUACUUUGGCUAGUCUCCAGACUCUCUUACAUUGGCUAGUCUCGAGACUCUCUCACAUGGGCUUGUCUCCAGACUCUCUUACAUUGGCUAGUCUCCAGACUCUCUUACAUUGGCUAGUCACCAGACUCUCUUACAUUGGCUAGUCACCAGACUCUCUCACAUUGGCUAGUAACCAGACUCUCUUACAUUGGCUAGUCACCAGACUCUCUUACAUUGGCUAGUCACCAGACUGUCUUACAUUGGCUAGUCACCAGACUCUCUUACAUUGGCUAGUCACCAGACUCUCUUACAUUGGAUAGUCUCCAGACUCGCUCACAUUGGCUAGUCACCAGACUCUCUUACAUUGGAUAGUCUCCAGACUCUCUUACAUUGGCUAGUCUCCAGACUCUCUUACAUUGGUUAGUCACCAGACUCUCUUACAUUGGCUAGUCUCCAGACUCUCUAACAUUGGUUAGUCACCAGACUCUCUUACAUUGGCUAGUCUCCAGACUCUCUAACAUUGGCUAGUCACCAGACUCUCUUACAUUGGUUUAGUCUUCAGACUGUCUUACAUUGGCUAGUCUCCAGACUCUCUCACAUUGGCUAUUCUUCAGACUCUCUUACAUUGGCUAGUCUCAAGACUCUCUCCCAUUGGCUAGUCUCCAGACUCUCUUACAUUGGCUAGUCUCCAGACUCUCUUACAUUGGCUAGUCACCAGACUCUCUUACAUUGGCUAGUCACCAGACUCUCUCACAUUGGCUAGUCACCAGACUCUCUUACAUUGGCUAGUCACCAGACUCUCUUACAUUGGAUAGUCUCCAGACUCUCUCACAUUGGUUAGUCUCCAGACUCUCUCACAUUUGUUAGUCUCCAGACUCUCUCACAUUGGCUAGUCACCAGACUCUCUUACAUUGGAUAGUCUCCAGACUCUCUCACAUUGGCUAGUCACCAGACUCUCUUACAUUGGAUAGUCUCCAGACUCUCUCACAUUGGCUAGUCACCAGACUCUCUCACAUUGGCUAGUCUCCAGACUCUCUUACAUUGGUUAGUCACCAGACUCUCUUACAUUGGCUAGUCUCCAGACUCUCUAACAUUGGUUAGUCCCCAGACUCUCUUACAUUGGUUAGUCACCAGACUCUCUUACAUUGGUUAGUCACCAGACUCUCUCACAUUGGCUAGUCCCAAGACUCUCUUACAUUGGAUGGUCUUCAAACUCUCUUUCAUUGGCUAGUCACCAAACCCUCUUACAUUGGCUAGUCUCCAAACUCUCUUACAUUGGCUAGUCUCAAGACUCUCUCACAUUGGAUAGUCACCAGACUCUCUCAUUGGAUAGUCUCCAAACUCUCUACCAUUUGAUAGUCUCCAGACUCUCACAUUGGAUAGUCACCAAACUCUUCAACAUUGGGUUGUCUGCAAAUUCUCUUACAUUAAGUAGUCUCCAAAUUCUCUCACCUUGGAUAAUGUCUCCAAAUUCUCUCACCUUGGAUAGUCUCCAAAUUCUCUCACAUUAAGUAGUCUCCAAAUUCUAAACCUUGGAUAAUGUCUCCAAAUUCUCUCACCUUGGAUAGUCUCCAGACUCUCUCACAUUGGCUAGUCUUCAGACUGUCUUACAUUGGCUAGUCUCCAGACUCUCUCACAUUGGCUAGUCUCCAGACUCUCUCACCUUGGAUAGUCUCCAAAUUCUCUCACCUUGGAUAGUCUCCAAAUUCUCUCACCUUGGAUGGUCUCCAAAUUCUCUCACCUUGGAUAGUCUCCAAAUUCUCUCACCUUGGAUAGUCUCCAAAUUCUCUCACCUUGGAUAGUCUCCUAAUUCUCUCACCUUGGAUAGUCUCUGAAUUCUCUCACCUUGGAUAGUCUCUGAAUUCUCUCACUUUGGAUAGUCUCUGAAUUCUCUCACCUUGGAUAACCUCCAAAUUCUCUCACCUUGGAUAGUCUCCAAAUUCUCUCACUUUGGAUAGUCUCUGAAUUUUCUCACCUUGGAUAGUCUCUGAAUUCUCUCACCUUGGAUAGUCUCUGAAUUCUCUCACCUUGGAUAGUCUUUGAAUUCUCUCACCUUGGAUAGUCUCCAAAUUCUCUCACCUUGGAUAGUCUCCAAAUUCUCUCACCUUGGAUAGUCUCCAAAUUCUCUCACCUUGGAUAGUCUCUGAAUUCUCUCCCUUGGAUAAUCUCCAAAUUCUCUCACCUUGGAUAGUUUCCAAAUUCUCUCACCUUGGAUAGUCUCUGAAUUCUCUCACCUUGGAUUAUCUCCAAAUUCUCUCACCUUGGAUAGUCUCUAAAUUCUCUCACCUUGGAUAGUCUCCAAAUUCUCUCACCUUGGAUAGUCUCCAAAUUCUCUCACCUUGGAUAAUCUCCAAAUUCUCUCACCUUGGAUAGUCUCCAAAUUCUCUCACCUUGGAUAGUCUCCAAAUUCUCUCACCUUGGAUAGUCUCUGAAUUCUCUCACCUUGGAUAGUCUCUGAAUUCUCUCACCUUGGAUAGUCUCUGAAUUCUCUUGUAUUGAACUUUCAGUUAUGUAACAUGUCAAUUCUAGUCAGGUUUUUUAUUGAGUGAUUUUUACUGAUGUUUAUAUUUGUUUGCUAUACAUGAUGUGAAUCAAAUAUAGAGACCUACCAUUCCUCA